AUGGCUACUACUACCGGGCGCACAUACAACGAUGCCGUCGACGCAUUGAACACGCUGCAGACGCCCUUCGCCGUCAUCGAGGCGAGGCGCAAGGCCGGCGUCCGCCCCGACGAGGCUUCGGUCAAGGAGAUGCGCGCAUACCUCGCGCGCCUCGGGUACUCGAUCUCCGACCUCGAUAGCCUCAACGUCAUCCACGUCGCCGGCACCAAGGGCAAGGGCAGCACCUGCGCCUUCACCGACUCCAUCCUCGCGCGCCACCGCGCCGGCUCCCCCGCCUCGCUCCCGCGCAAGGUCGGUCUGCUGACGUCGCCGCACCUGAUCGCCGUGCGCGAGCGCAUCCGCAUCAACGGCUGCCCGCUCUCCGAGGAGCUCUUCGCCCGCUACUUCUUUGAGGUCUGGGACCGCCUGGGCGAGAGCCGGGCCGACGAGGACGCCGUCGCGCUCGGCACGCGGCCCAUCUACUCGCGCUACCUGACCCUCGUGAGCUUCCACGCCUUCCUGCGCGAGGGGUGCGACGUGGCCAUCCUCGAGACGGGCAUCGGCGGCGAGUACGACGCGACGAACCUGGUCGCCCGGCCCGUCGCCACCGGCAUCACGACGCUCGGCAUCGACCACGUCUUCGCCCUGGGAGACACGGUCGCCAAGAUCGCCUGGCACAAGGCCGGCAUCAUGAAGCCCGGCAGUGCCGCCUUCACCGUCGAGCAGGUGCCCGAGGCCGCCGCCGUGCUGGAGGCUAUGAGUUAA
This is a messenger RNA of Colletotrichum graminicola M1.001, 744 nucleotides long. RefSeq names its product folylpolyglutamate synthase. Gene Ontology annotation, molecular function: ATP binding; tetrahydrofolylpolyglutamate synthase activity. The record is from RefSeq and is a predicted model, not a curated record. NCBI's taxonomy places the organism in Eukaryota, Fungi, Ascomycota, Sordariomycetes, Glomerellales, Glomerellaceae. The transcript is spliced from 3 exons. The coding region runs from base 1 to 744 and encodes 247 amino acids. Gene Ontology annotation, cellular component: mitochondrion; cytosol; cytoplasm. Gene Ontology annotation, biological process: tetrahydrofolylpolyglutamate biosynthetic process.